CUGCCCUCUCGGACGGCCGCGGCGAAAGAGAAAAAUGGCGGAGGCCUCGGCGGCCGGGGCCGGCGCGGGCGCCGCGGUUGCCGCGCACCGGUUUUUCUGCCACUUUUGCAAGGGCGAGGUCAGCCCCAAACUACCGGAAUAUAUCUGUCCCAGAUGUGAAUCAGGCUUUAUUGAAGAAAUGACAGAUGAUUCCAGUUUUUUAGGUGGUGGCAGCAGCACAUCAACACAUUUUGCAGAGUUCUGGGACCAUUUGGACCCCACGAUGUUUUUCCAAGAUUUUAGACCCUUUCUAAGUAGCAGUCUACUGGACCAAGAUAAUAGAGCCAAUGAGAGGGGUCACCAAACUCACACUGACUUCUGGGGACCAAGUCGGCCGCCACGGCUGUCAGUGACUCAAAGAUACAGAUCUCGAGGAAGUACUCGUCAUGAUAGAUCCCCUGCUUUUGAAAGAGUACUACAACAGAUCAUUGCAGGAUUCAUUCCUGGAUCCCCAUUUUCUUGGAGCGGGAUGCUGCACUCCAACCCCGGGGACUAUGCCUGGGGUCAGACAGGGCUUGAUGCCAUUGUAACUCAGCUUUUAGGACAACUGGAAAACACAGGGCCUCCCCCAGCUGACAAGGAAAAGAUCACAUCUCUUCCAACAGUGACAGUAACUCAGGAGCAAGUUGAUAAGGGUUUAGAGUGUCCAGUAUGCAAAGAGGAUUACACAGUUGAGGAGGAAGUCCGGCAGUUACCCUGCAACCACUUCUUUCACAGCAGUUGUAUUGUGCCAUGGUUAGAACUGCACGACGCAUGUCCUGUAUGUAGGAAGAGCUUAAAUGGUGAGGACUCUACUCAGCAAACCCAGACCUCUGGGUCCUCUGCAAGCAACAGAUUUAGCAGUGACAGCCAACUACACGACCGAUGGACUUUCUGAAACUAAAGACCGCCUCUGAGCCAGGGCUAUGGUAGACCUCUUAUCACGGCUGUUAAUUGUAUCAAAACAAAAAAAUCAUAGGUGAAUUUAGGAGUCACCUAAGAAACCCCAACCCAUAAUAUUAAUUCAUUGAGUGUUUUUCUUCUCUAAAUUUAAAGUUAGUAUCUACAGAUGGAAUUGUAUCUACAACCACAUGCCUCUCAUUCUUGAAUUCAGAGCGAUAAUUUUGUAAGUGCGAAACUUAAUUAUGUGGGUUUCCCCUGCCAGAAUAGAAUGAGUUCCUUAAAGUCUAGCUAGGGUCCUGCUGUCUGUCAUGUUACCUUGUGAUGGAUGUUUCCACCUCUUUCUCCAACCUCCACCCUGUCAUUAGUGUACUUUACACUAAAUACAGUGGAACCAGGGCCCUAAAGUCCUGCUGAUAUAAAGUCCUUCUGUUUUAAUUGUACAAAAGCAUCUACUUUUGGCCACAGCCACGAAGUGAGAUCAGAUUAAUUCAAGAAUCUGAGACUAAUGAUUCUUGUUUUUUCUUAAAUUUUCAGAGAGCAAAUCAAAGAAAAAUUACAGUGGGAAGGAGAAAGUGGCUUAUCAUUGUACUCUUUGGUUUUCUCAUUUUUAUUUUUAAAGGCUACUUCACAAGAUGCAGCUUCUGCAGAAACCAACCUGACAUGUCUUAGGAGUCUUAUGUUGGGAGGAAUCUGAUUCUGGUUCCUUUUUGGGAAUGAGUUGGGCAGCAUACAGGCACAGAAAGACAGAUGUUUGAAAUCUUUGGUUCCGAGGUUUUUUUUAGUGAUCCCCAACUCAUUGUUUAUCCUGGGGACCUUAAAAUAAUUUCCCUCACAGAAAUAGAAUUACUUCAUUACUGCUUCUACAGCUAAGUCAUUGUUUUUUGUAAUUCACUGGUCUUCAGGAAUUGAGAUUUUAUGUUGUCCUAUUUUAAUUUUUUAAGCCCAUUUAUCAUCUCUGAAACCUUUCUGUUUGCUUGGUUCUGGCUGUACUUGGAGUCAUACUGAUUACUGUGAUCAUGCCCAAACAACUUGGCCUAGGUGAGGGAGGCCUUCUUUUUUCAGCCUAACAGUGUCCCAUGCACAUGCUCUUUGGUGCAUUUAAGUGUUUAAAGUUGAAUAAAUGAAGAAGAUUAAGAAUGUUGUUGGAACUUAAAAGUCUCAAAAAUAAAUAAUGGGGACAUGUAACCACUGUUGGUGCACCAAAAAGGGUGACAGAGGGUCAACAAUGGUAUGGUCAUAUCAGCCCUUCAUAGUUUGGAAUGAGCAGAACAAGAAGGCUGCUCUUUGGUGAGUCUCUCUUGGCUAGGAGUCUUUCCUCUGUUUUUGUUGACUGUCGUACACUGGUUUUGGGGGUGAGGGAUGGGGUUAGAGAUACCUUUGUAAUUUAGUAGAGGACAGAGGAGUAGGAGAGGGAAGAGAGAAAGUGGGAGAGUUUAAUUUAAUAGCCUGCCUCUAAAAGUUGUGACCAUAAGGUAUGAUUCAGGUUGGGCCCAGAGAGAAUAAAAGAUGUUUUCUCAUAUGCCUUAUGUUAUCCUCUGUAGAGAUCAUUUCUUUGGAGAAUGUGAACUAUUUACUAUGGCUGUUGAAAUGUAGCGCAGAAAUACAUACUGGUUUUGAAUGGUGAGGGGUGAUGAGGACGAAGGGGACAUGGGAAGUAUAUUGUGAAUAUUUAAUGGACAUUACUUAGAUGGAGAAGGCCUAGGCUGAAGUUGGACCACAUUGUAGUUUUCAAGUGGAACAGUAUCAGCCGUCUCUGAAAAAUGAUGCCAGCCUAGAAGUUUUUGUCUGCUUGUUAGUGUCUGGAGAUGCCAGAACAGGCAGGUGUAUUUUUACUUAACACUAGAGAAGUAGAAAGAAUCUGAGUAGCUUUACAAAAGGAUGCAAACAAAGUGCUGGAGAGGGAUUUAACUUUUCAAUAUACAGAAGAGCAAAUAGCAUCAGUCUAAGUUAUCUGAAAUUUUCUUCACUUUUUUUGUUCUUUUAGACAGAGUGCAUAAAUCUGUUUGCUGUUUCUGAGACCCCUCCUACUUAAUGAAUCUGUAGUGUUUCUUCCUAGAAUAGGAGGCAUCUCAGACUUCCAGGUUAAUUUAGGUAGUGUAUUAGGGUUCUCCAGAGAAACAGAACCAGUAAGGUGUGUGUGUG
Messenger RNA from Kogia breviceps (pygmy sperm whale), 3063 nucleotides. It is a transcript of the gene RNF115, whose product is annotated as ring finger protein 115. Gene Ontology annotation, molecular function: ubiquitin protein ligase activity. The record is from RefSeq and is a predicted model, not a curated record. Gene Ontology annotation, biological process: protein ubiquitination. Gene Ontology annotation, cellular component: cytoplasm. Lineage: Eukaryota; Metazoa; Chordata; Mammalia; Artiodactyla; Physeteridae.